AUGGUCGGGAAGUUUCGGGCCUGGCUCUCCUCAAAUUCGAAAUGCAGCUGCCGAAGGUCAGUGGUGACGGCACGCAUCAACGGACCAGGAGCUCAAGGCCCGGCGAACACCGCCUGGGCCUCCGGCAGCACAGCGGUCCAGUCCAAAGCAUUUGUCGAAGCUCUGGGACACGAGGUCGCUACAAGGACUCCGGAGCUUUCUGCACAGAACCUUAGCAAUGCCGCCUGGGACUGCACCAAGACAGCGAAGAGCUUCGAGGCUUUCUACGACCUGAAGCUGCAGCUAAACACCGGCACCAUCAUUCGAGACUACCUCGUCCUUUGCCAUGAAAACCUAUCGUCAGCCAUGGCCCUGGCGUCUGCGCCAACACCGGCGCUAACGUUGACGCUGGCACCAGCGGGGGGCAGACGCGUGCAGCGAGGCUGGUCUCGGUCGACCCGCACCGUCCGGGCCACCGAAGGACAAGAGGCCCCUGCAGAGCAAGGCCUCAGCGUUGCAGUUGUCGGUGCGGGACCUGUUGGGCUGCUUACGGCCCUGGCGUUGGCCCGGCGCGGCUUCCGCAAGGUUCGGGUGCUUGAUCGCUUGCCGGAGCCGCCGAGCCCUGAUGCUGCGGUCUGGGGGGAUCCAGAUCGCUCCUACAACCUGGGGAUUGGAGGCCGCGGGCAGCGGGCUUUGGCCAAAUUCGGUGCCCUGGAGCGCGUCGAUCGAUGGAGCCAGACCGUAGUCGGCCGCAAGGAUUGGUCAGGCGAGGGCGAGCCCAAAGUUACGAUCAACAAGCGGCGGUUCCUCACGAAAGUCAUCGCACGGGACCGCCUCUCAAGCUGCUUGUACGAGGAGCUGCGCGAGAUGUGGCCAGAUGUUGAGGUCCAAUUCUCCAAAGAGUGCACCGCCGUGGACUUCUCCACUCCUCGGCCGCGGCUCUCGCUUAGGACCUGUGGAGCCCGGGAGGCCGAGGAAACCU
Symbiodinium necroappetens is the source of this 961-nucleotide messenger RNA. Lineage: Eukaryota; Dinophyceae; Suessiales; Symbiodiniaceae. The record is from the annotation of a GenBank genome assembly.